AUGACUCGGAUAAAUGGUCAAAGUUACUCAACCAACACAAACGACGUAAACUACAAUAAAUCCCCAGAAUUUUAUGAAAUGAACUCUAAGUUGGAAAAUUAUUCACAAAAUGUUACUAGAAAGCUAGAUGCUCGAGCGGAAGAAAUUUCAACGAUAAAGGAGAAUAAAGAAAAUGCUGCUUACGGUAUACUGAUACUUGAGGAAACUGUUAAUGACCUUAAGAAGGAAAA
Paramuricea clavata is the source of this 230-nucleotide messenger RNA. Lineage: Eukaryota; Metazoa; Cnidaria; Anthozoa; Malacalcyonacea; Plexauridae. The record is from the annotation of a GenBank genome assembly.